Larimichthys crocea (large yellow croaker) is the source of this 7780-nucleotide messenger RNA. Its product is annotated as nucleolar protein 4-like. The transcript has 11 exons. The record is from RefSeq and is a predicted model, not a curated record. NCBI's taxonomy places the organism in Eukaryota, Metazoa, Chordata, Actinopteri, Sciaenidae. Bases 1235 to 3610 code for a protein of 791 amino acids.
GAAUCAUCUAAAUAUAAAAGUAUAAUGUGAUAAAUGACUGAUCAGAGCACUAAACAAUCAUUUAUUUAACAUGUUUUAAAUAUAUUUGGGGUGUCACACCCUCUCUGACAUGCUCGGGACCGUCUGGCAGCAGCGCGCGCUGCGUUUUGGUCAUUUUUUGGACACUUCCUGCUUUUUCUGCAGACACCGUGCGUGUCCCGGUAAAAACGGGCUGGACGGUCGGUGUGUGUGUGUGUGUGUCGCAGUGUGUGUGUGUGUGUGUGUGUUUAGGACUACAGCUGUUGCAGCUGCUGCUGUUCGGGAAGGCGCAGAUAUCUGAACGUUGAUUUGAGGAGGGAGGAAAUGAGGCGUCGCGUUGCGCUUUGACGGUGCCAGAGGAAGAAAGACGAACCGGAUUCAAACAGGUGUCCGGUUGUCUCCCAUCAGCCCGGAGGAGUAGCAGGAGGAGAAAGAGGAGGAGAGAGGGGGGGAGAUACUGUGGAUCUCUAUCAGGAAACAGCAGAUCAAUCCGCUCGGUUCAGGACGUGUCGUGUCUUUCCGUGAACCAUGCGCUCCCCCGGCUCGUGAUGGAGACCCGGCAGCCCAAACCAGGACAAACCGGUCUGCCAACGGCUCGCUUUUUAGGGAGGUGAACACAGACUCCUCUCUGUGUCUCAGAGGAGGAAGAGGAGGUGAUAGAGGAAGAACGGGAGGAGGCGGUGACCGACGAAUCCCCCACGGGACAGGCCGACAGACCCACGCUUCAAACAGGUGUGUCUCCCAAUCUGCACCGACCCGCCGAGCAGUCUGCCUCCAGGUCUCAUUGUUCCUGUGGAGAUCACAUCCACACAGGGAGGUGGAGGAGCAGCAGGAGGAGGUUGGACGUUGGAGGAGGUGUGUUCUGGUUUUUCGGAGUUACAUUUGGCCCGGUUUGGCAUCCCGGAGAGCGCCGCUGCUCUCGGUGUGUUCGCAGCGCUACACCGGUGCGUAAUAAGCAGCGAGGAGGGAGGAAGUGGGUCCAAACGGCUCGGUUCUGAGACGUUGAUUGGACUUUGUGAAGAGGUUCGGGUCUUUCUGGAGGGAUGGAGGGGUUUUAACGGGCUGGACUGAUCCCGAGGAUUGUCACCACCGUCUGAAAGGUUUGGACGGUGACCGGGACAGAGACACACCGCUGUUUUGUGGUUUCGGCGACGUUCUGUUUCCCAACCGACCCGAUUCGGACGAAUCCUAACGGGUCUUUUGUUCAGACAAAGUCAUGACAACCAGAAAAAGCAGCAGCAGUGUGGCGGACUCCUCCACCACCUCCACCACCACCACCACCACCAACCACCAGAACCACCCGAGGAGCCGGAGUCCCAGCAGCGGGGUGUCCGAGGCGGCGGCUGGUGGAGGCGCGGUGGAGAUGUUCGGUGAAUUUCAGGACUGGUGCCUGCGGACGUACGGGGACUCCGGUAAGACCAAGACCGUGACCCGGCGUAAAUACAACAAGAUCCUGCAGACUCUCCUCCAGGGGGACGAGGAGAACGCGGUGUUUCUGCACGAGAAGGGCGGAAACAACAACCACAUCAACGCCAAAUUCAAAUUCUGGGUCAAGUCCAAAGGCUUCCAGGUCGGGACCCUGCAGGACGCCAAGAACGGAUCCACGGACAGACCGGUGCUGUACGUGCCCAUCAAGGCGACGUGCGUGGACAGCGUCUCGGGGGUGGACUCGUCCCUGAAGCGCGUGGCGGUGGUGGAGGACUUCUUCGAUAUCAUCUACGCCAUGCACGUGGAGAUCAGCAGCGACCCCGGCAAAGCCCCGAAACACGCCGGCCAGAAGAAGACGUACAAAGCUAUAGCUGAGACGUACGCCUUCCUGCCCAGAGAGGCGGUGACUCGUUUCCUGAUGAGCUGUGGCGAGUGUCAGAAGAGGAUGCACAUCAGCACCACAGGACAGGACUGCAAAGAGAACGACAGGCCGAGCUCUCUGGUGUUGGAGGUGAUAGACUACAACAUGCCUCUCACCACCACCUACAUGAAACAGAUGAAGCUGCAGUGUAUGAGCAACAAUAAGGAUGACAGUUCACUGAGCAGCGAGGAGGAGGCAGAGAUGAGCGAGCCCAUGUGGCUAGCAGCCGAUCCGGGAGCAGCGUCCGACCUGAGCCCGCCGAGCCGAGGGGAGAGGAUGCGCCACAGUCCCCAGAACACACACAGCAAGGAGGACGACGAGGAUUCGUCUUCAGAGAGCGGCAGUGGAAACGGCCUCCCUGCUCUGACUCCGCCAUCCUCCGCCGUAGUCAGGGAAGCUGAGGUUGUCAAUGGAAACGGUGGCCCCGCCCCGCUGGACUUCAGCACGCCCACUUCCUCCUCGUCAUCGUCUGAGGACCAGCAGCCGAUGAACCUGAGCGACCCGCCCCCUCCGCGCCUGCCCCUGUCCACCUCACACCUGCCCGUCACCGUGUCCGCGGCAGCCGCCGCGCUGCUCGGGGCGUUGCAUCCCAACGCGCCCGAGGAGCUCCGCAGGAAGUACCCGCUGGCUGCCAAGCCGCCGCAGGCUCCACACCCGGCCCUGCCGCUGCCGCACACACACACCCUGCACACACAUAAUGCACACACUCCCAACACACACUCCCAGUCCCACACACACGCCGCGGAGCUGCGACUGGACCGGGACGGCAGGGACUACGGGGGCAAGUCCCCACAGUACAGCUCAGGUGGCAGUUACGACAGCGUGAAGAUGGACUUGAGCGCCGAGGAUCUGACCAUGGGGCGUCACGGCAGCCAGGUUGCGCCCGACGAUGACGACGACGACCAUGACGACCACGAUGACAACGACAAGAUCAACGACACGGAGGGAGUCGAUCCCGAGAGACUAAAGGCCUUCAAUAUGUUUGUGCGUCUGUUCGUGGACGAGAACUUGGAUCGGAUGGUUCCUAUCUCCAAGCAGCCCAAGGAGAAGAUCCAGGCCAUCAUCGAGUCGUGCAGCAGACAGUUCCCAGAGUUCCAGGAACGCGCCCGCAAGCGCAUCCGCACCUACCUCAAAUCCUGCCGACGCAUGAAGAAGAACGGCAUGGAGACCCGUCCCACUCCACCUCACCUCACCUCAGCCAUGGCUGAGAACAUCCUGGCCGCCGCCUGCGAGAACGAAUCACGCAACGCCGCAAAGAGGAUGCGCCUCGAAGCCUAUCACGAUGAGCAGAUCUCUCUGGACAAGCCAUGCAGCGGCGGAGGCGGCCUGAGGGAGCCGGCGUCCCUCGCUCACUCCGCCUACUCCCUGGCCGCAUCAGCCUUCUCCUCCCAGGACACCCAGCUCUACAUCAACGGAGCCGGACUCAGCUACGGUUACCGUGGAUACCCGGGCCUGAGCGCUGCCAUGCAACAUCCCGUUUCCCUGACGACCGGCGCUGCUGCACAGAGCAACGACCUCAGCAUGAAAUCUCUCUCCUCCGCCAACAUCGCCAACUCCGCCUCCGCCAACAACAGCCUGGGCGGGCGGGGCAGCGGGGGCGCGGGAGGGGGCGGGGCGUCGACCCAGCUCAGCCAACCGGAGAUCACGGCCGUGCGUCAGCUGAUCGCCGGCUACCGGGAGUCGGCCGCCUUCCUGCUCCGCUCGGCGGACGAGUUGGAGAACCUCAUCCUGCAGCAGAACUGAUGUGGGGGAAGCGUGGGAGAACACACACACACACAUAAACACACACACACACACACUUUUUACGUUUGUUUCGUGUCCGUCUGCACCUCCCCGACGCCGAGCGCCUCUCCUUAAAUUUGUUGGUUCCUCCUCGUCGGCCUUCUCUUCGGAAACUGUGGCAACUUUUUUGUUUUUGGGAAAUGUGACAGAAAAAAACAAUCCCACAACCUCAACCCAUCGAUUCUGCCUGAGGAGGAGGAAGGAGGAGGAGGAGGAGGAGCGAGGAGGAGCGAGGGGUGGAGAUGGAAAAUAAAAGCUUCUUGGAGCAUCUGGACAUCUCUUCCUCUCCUCUCUGGAAGCACCUCACAAUCAGCACUGCACUCUGAGCGAAGGAGUGUGGAGGAGAGGAGGAGAAGGAGGAGGAGGAGGAGAGGAGGAGGUGGAGAAGGUUUGAUGAUUCUGCUGCUGUGGUUUCAGAAGAAAAAAAAAAAAAACUUUGUGGGAGUCGAUCGUAACAAUGAAAAAGAUGAAAGACGACUUCGUUCCACUGCUUUGAUUUGAUUUUUCGUUUUUUGGGAGUCCAGUGAGCAUUUCUUUGAUUUUUGUGUUGUUGUUUUUUUUUUUUUUUUACUCUUCCCAAGUGACUGAAAAGAAAGAAAGAAAGAAAGAAAGAAAGAAAGAAAGAAAGAAAGAAGAGAAGCAGUUGGACUUGUCUUCACAGAUAGCACUAAAAACUUUGGACGAGCUGUCGACCAACACUGGAAAAGAAAAGACAAAAAAAAAAAGUUUGAUUUGAAACAGAAACUUGUUUCGUGCUCGCUUGUAAAUACGCUCUCUGUGUCCUUCAGCACUUUCCCCUCUCCUCCUCUCCUCACCUCCUCUCCUCACCUCCUCACCUCCUCACCCUGCGUCCUCACCCCCUUUUUACCCAGGGAGCAACUUGCUACUUAUGCAUCCAAGACGCCAUGUUGACCACCAGGAAAUACCUCAGAUCAGACCUGCCAACUUCACACACACACACACACACACACACACACACACACACACACACUGCAAGUGAAUGGCAACAUUCCCUCCAGAAGCCAGUUUACUUCUUCUUCUUCUUCUUCUUCUUCUUCUUCUUCUUCUUCUUCUUCUUCUUCUUCUUCUUCUCUGCCACCUGAUGUCUUCAAGGUUUCUCUGUUUUUCGGGGGGAGGAGAGAGAAUCAGAAACUGUGCCGCGCAGAAAGACGAUGAAGCGUUUCGGAGACUUUCCUUUUCGUCUGUGCGGGUCCGUUCGUGUGCUGCUGUAUAUAAUCAGUUCAUCUUGAAAACUGGAGUUUGAAGGAGGUGGAGGGAGGUGGGUGAGGGGUGGAGGGUGUGUGGAGGUGAGGGGCUUUGUUAAAUGUUGAUUUUACCUCAGCAUCGUUCUGUUUAACACCCUCCCUCCUUCCCUCCCUCUCUCCUCCUCCUUCUCCUCCUCUCCAUUGGACCUACUCUUCACCUCUUCUUUGUGGACCUAAGCGUCUUCCUCCUCCUCCCUGGUCCGGUCCAGGUUUCAGAGGAAGAGGAGGACGGCUCUGUCUUACUGUGUCUGUUAAACUCUGAGAUGGCCAUUACUAUUGUUCUUAUUGUUAUUGUUAUUAUUAUUACUAUGAUUCUAAUGAUGAACUUUCAUGUUGCUGCUGCUAUAUAAAACCGGACCUUCUGCCAUAGACCUGAAACCUCAAACAAAGCCGGGCGUUAGCUAGCCGCAGUGCCCCGUGAAAACCCGACCGACCGACCUCGACCGCAACAAAAGCAAAAACAACACAAAGACUCAUGGGAGAUCUCAGCCGGGGUCACGUGUCUCCUCUCUGCGACUCGGUUGGCUGGUUUCUGAGUUUUUUUUUGCUUCAUAGGGCUUGAUUCUUGAUUCAUGUCGUGUUUUGUGACUUUCUAACUGUGAAUUCUUUCCACCGUGUUUCUUUGGGUUUCUUCCCGUGUUUUCAUCCGGACGCGUUAGGCCAACAAGUACACAACAAGUACACAACAAGUACACAACAAGUACACACUGGAGUGGAGAAUACUGAGGAUCCUUUUUUGUUUUUCUUGCUCAGCAAGUUAAAAAUGUUUUUCUCAGACACCUGGUGGCUCCUGCAGCCUCGUGUACCUGUUGUCCUGUCCACAGUCGAGACACUUUGGGAAACGAGCUUCUUUCUUGUGGAGAGUUGAUGAGACACAGCGGUCAUGACUGGAGGUUACCUCAGCUGGAAACAAUCAGAACAGUGCGACGCGUGAAGACUCGGCGUGGUUCCCACAGAUUGCUUAAAAGUUUGUGAAUUCAAGGGGGAAACAUCAAGGCCUUGAAAGUGUUUUGAUAAUUGGCAUUGAAUUUUGAUCCAUGUCUCAAACUGGGUCCUUGAAUUUGAGGGACUUGGGCCUUAGAAAUCCUUGAAAAGUCCUUGACUUUUUUGGUUUUAUGAUUGGCACGAGCUGUUUCCAGCUUCAUGUUUAACGUACAGACAUGUGAGCGGUAUCAAUCCUCUCCUCUGACCGUCUGUGAGAAAGAAAAUUAGAAUAUUUCUCAAAAUGUCGACCUGCAACUCCAGUUUUAUCUCUUGCUCAAAAAAGCCAAAUUGUCGGUGUGACGUCGUUGAUUUCUGGGAUUAGUUUUUGAGCCACACACACUCAUCACCUGUCGUCCAGAGGAGGUUCUGACUCCUUCUCGUCCUGAAGCGUCGCUCUGUGUUUCUGUGCUCCUGCUGUAGUUCCCACUCGUGUCUCGUCUCCGUGAUUUGCUCCCUGUUAUUUUGCACACAGCAGUGAUCUGUGAUUCGAGGAGGCAGCGAUGAACUCACUCUGCUGAAGUGAGACGAGAGCUGAGGAAGAGGCGUUUGGGUUUUUUUUGCAAUGCAGUUGAUAAUCAGAGACAGGAACGUUCAUUCAGUUUCCAUCCAUCCAAACGUCACUGAUUCACAUCCACGUGCAAUGUCAGAGCCGCCGCGUCGAGUUUGAAAUGUGGAAAAUGUAAAUUAUUUAAUUUAUGGACGAUUAGAUGUAGAAUUCUAAAAGUUUUUUUUUGUGUGACGGGAAGCUCUGAGAGAAAUAUGCAAAAAAAAAAAAGAAGAAGAGGACGAGCAGCGUCGUCAGAGUCCGACAUGUUGGUGAAGACGUUUUAGUUCAUUUACCUAAAAAAACUCACACGAUGAAAUCUUGUGAGACUCACUGAGGUACAAUCAAUUUUCUCUCUUCAUUUCUAAAUUUUAGUGUCUAGAGGUGAUUAAUAUUUAAACAUUAUUAAACCCAACAUGAGACUUUGUUGAUGACGCCGGCGUCCCGUCCUCCUGUUUGAUCCUCACUGUGCUUUCAGAUACUGCCAACAUUUCUGGUUUUCAGUGUCGGGGAGGAGAUCCGGCACCUUUGGGGGGCACCUGGCUCGAUCCAGAUGUGCUCAGUCGACCUUUUAAGGUCCACUUGCUCUGUCUGAGGGACCAGUCAACACUCGGUUAAUGAGAACGAAUCAGAUUUAAUUAUCUCACAGCUCAGCUGCACCUGUGAUGUUUCCCAACCUGUAAUAAAGUUGCAGGUUUGGAAAUCUGAAUUCCAACUGACAAAUUUGUGGUCCCUCCGAUCAAAGCAGGAACAGUUUCAGCGUCCUGAUGUGUGGCUCUAACUGUCUGAAAUGUUUUUUAAGAAAUGAACGGGUUUGAAAUGUGGGUUUAUGAUGUGCACGAGGGAUGACGUCAAGUUUCAAAUCAAAAAAAGAAAAAGGAAUAUGAGCAUCAUUUUGACGUCAGCGCAGCCUCUGCAGCCUCUGUCAGAUCUUCUGGAUCUUCAGCACUGUGUUUCUCAAACUGCAGCUCGGAGCCUGACAGGAGUCGGAAAUGAUCAGCGGUGAAGAGUGGUUUCAUUCACUUUGGUUCCCCUCAAUGGAAAAAUAAGAGCAGUUUAAGAUUCAGGCUCUUAUUGUCCUUCGUCCCUCUAGCAGAAUAACUCGAGCUCGUCCUUAAAAGUCCAAAAAGGAAACAAAGUGCCCGAGUUGAACUCUGGGUCGGGCAGCAGCAGACACAGCUGCCCUGACUUCAGGAGUGUUUGACGUGAUAAUCAAGGAGUCUGCCGGCAGAGCGAGGGUGGCGUUUGGGACUUUUCGGACUCUUUCGUUGGUUCUCGAGUAUCAAAGUUCAACCUCAGAAAAAGACGUGAAAUUCAGUUUUUGUACGAGCCGGGUCA